AUGGGGAGGACGGGGGUGGCCUCCGCCUCCAGUGGUGGAGGAGCAGGAUGGCCGUGCGGUGGUGGCCUCAACCUCGGCGUGAAGCUGAACGUGCUGCUGCUGCUGUCGGUGGUGGCCACCAACCUGGUGUCGUUGUACCACCUCUCCCUCCGCGCCGCUACCGUGCCGCCGCUCCUUCUCCAGCAGCAGCAACGGGACGGCGACAAGGACCUGGUCCUCAUCCGGCAGCUGGACGCCAUCCGCGCGGGCGUGUCGCAGCUGAACCACCUCCGCUCGUCGUCCCCUCCCCCGCCGCCUCCCCCGGCGGAGCUGGUCCUCUACUCCCGCCUCGCCCCCGUCGCGUCCGCCUGCUCCGCGCACCCGGACCUCCUCCACCGCUACAUGUCCUACACCCCCUUCGCGCCCUGCCCCGACGACGCCCUCUCCCUCGCCGAGCCCCUCCUCCUCCGCGGGUGCCAUCCGCUCCCGCGCCGCAGGUGCUUCUCCCCCACCGCACCCGCAUCAGCAUCCAAACUCCUCCCCACCGACCCCUUCGCCCCGCUUCCCGACGCCGCCGUCCGAUGGCCCAAGGAGGGCAAGUGCAAAUCGUUCUCCUGCCUGCCGCCGUCGCUGGGCUUCGACGUGGCGCGCACGGAGGCCGCACGGUUCCUCCGCUCGCGGGGACCCUUGGACCUGACGGCGCCGCAGCUGCUGCGGCUGGCCUCGCUGAGCCGGGCGGGGCCCAUCCGGCUCGGGCUCGACAUCGGCGGCGGCACGGGCACGCUGGCGGCGCGGCUCAAGAAGCUCGCCAACGCCACGGUGCUGACGACCACAAUGAACCUGGGCGCGCCCUACUCGGAAGCGACCGCGGCGCGUGGGGUGGUCCCGCUGCACGUGCCGCUGCAGCAGCGGUUCCCGGUGGGAGACGGGACCAUGGACGUGGUGCGUGCGGGGCACGCCGUGAACCGUUGGAUCCCAGAGGCGGCGCUGGAGUUCCUGUGGUACGACGCCGACCGUGUGCUGCGCCCAGGCGGGCUGCUCUGGGUGGACCACUUCUGGUGCCGGAGGAGCAACCUGGAGGGCGUCUAUGCCGCCAUGCUGCGGAGGCUCGGCUACAAGACCAUCAAGUGGGUCGCCGCUGACAAGAGCGUCGCCGGAGGCGGCAACAGCGGCAAGGACGAGGAUUAUAUUGAAGAUAAUGACAGCCUUGUUCUGUUGCAUGAUCAGAUUCAUGACUGUGACAUUAUUUUGUCACAAAUAGGAUCAAUUCUUAGUGGAUUCCAGGUCCAUAUAGGUUUGAUAAGCUCGGAAAUUAGAAGCCUUCAGGAGAAAUCCUGGGAUAUAAGCUUGAAACUGAAGAACCGCAAGUUGGUUGAGACAAAGCUUGCUGGGUUUGUUGAAGAGAUAGUUGCUCCUCCUGGUUUGGUAAAUAUUCUUAUUAAUGGAGAGGUAAAUGAUGGUUAUGCCAGAAGUCUGGAGAUCCUUAGCACAAAGUUGAAAUUUGUUCAAGAUGAUCCGUUGAUUAAUGCAUCACAAGCUCUGAAUGAUAUUAAGCAAGAAUUGGAAAGGCUUCGACAAAAGGCACUAUCCAAGAUUUCUAGACAUAUUAUGGAGAUUUUCUUUGCUAUGAGAAAACCUGGGACUAAUAUACAGAUAUUGCAACAAAAUUUGCUUCAGAAGCAUAGGUAUCUCGUUCUGUUUCUUAAAGAGCAUGGUUCCGAGACGUAUGGUGAUUUGUGUGCAUCAUAUGUUGAUACAAUGAAUAAGGUGUUGAGUACAUACUUUCAUGUGUAUGUAGAAGCAUUGGAGAGGUUGAAGCUAGAUAUUGGUGUACUCAAUGAUUUUAGUGGACAUGAUACCAGUAUCAUUGAUAUUAUAAUAAGAGGAAGAGAGCAUCUGAGAAAUCAUGGUUUCAUGUUUUCAUCAGGUGAACGUGCAAAUAUUCUGAAGGAGAUUCAUCAACCUGGCUUGGUUCCGCAUAUAUCUCAAGUCAACUCUCGUAAAUACCCAUAUGAAGUUAUUUUCAGGAGCCUUCAGAAGCUUCUGAUGGACACUGCAAGCUCUGAGUAUCUUUUCAUAGAAUCAUUCUUUGGAGAAGAGGCACUGUUUUAUCAAGUUUUCGAAGGACCUUUUGCUGUUAUUGAUCAACAUUUGGAUAUCACUCUUCCAAAUUGUCAUGAUGCUGUAUGCCUCAUGCUCAUAAUCUGCAUAACUAGGAAGCACCAGUUGGUUAUGUGCGACAGACGGCUUCCUUGUCUUGAUAACUAUUUUGAUAAGGCUCUGAUGUAUCUCUGGCCACGUUUCAAGGUAGUGUUUGACAUGUAUCUUCAAAGCUUAUAUCAGUGCGAUGCGCAAACAAUAUGGAUAGAUGGUACCCAUCCACACCAUAUUGCAAGGUGCUACGUGGAGUUCACAGCAUCCCUUGUUCAACUUAAUGCUGAAUGCGGAGAUGGUCAGCUUGAUAUGAACUUGGAACGCUUGCAGUCAGCUAUUGAUCUCCUACUUAUUAGGCUUGCCCAACCUUUUACAACUACCAAGCUGCAGCACCUUUUUCUUUUGAAUAAUUAUGACAUGGCCAUCUCUGUCCUCAAGGAAGCUGGUGAUGAAGCCAAAAAACUGCAAAGAUACUUUGAAGAGAAGUUAGAAACUAACAUGAUGGCUUUUGUGGAUGAUUUGCUCAUGGAACAUUUCAGUGACUUACUUCGGUUUGUGAGGAGCCAUGUUUCGGAAGACUUGGUAUCUUACACCGAUGACACCAAUAUUGCUGAUGUUGAGCCAGUUGUGAAGAACUUUGCCAUGAAGUGGAGAACUGCUCUAGAGCUCAUGCACAAUGAAGUCAUAACUUCUUGUAGUAACCUUUUGUCUGGGAUGGCAAUUCUAAAAGCAGCAAUGACCCAGUUGCUUAAUGACUAUAACAGGCUCUCAGAAUGUGUGAAAAAAAUCACAGGGGGGUUGACUUUGAACAGACAUAUGGUUUCCAUCACCUCUAUUUCAUAUGAAAUCAGGAAAUACUCAAGAACACUCUAG
Miscanthus lutarioriparius is the source of this 3006-nucleotide messenger RNA. NCBI's taxonomy places the organism in Eukaryota, Viridiplantae, Streptophyta, Magnoliopsida, Poales, Poaceae. The record is from the annotation of a GenBank genome assembly.